GCAUAUUCUAUGAUCAACAAGAACGACGGCCAUUUUGGAGUACUUUAGUGAACCCAUAACAUUAACUAUUAUUUUCUUUAGUUUUGUAACGAUAUAAAGGAUUAAAUAUAUAUGUGAAUACAGCUAAAUAUGUCAGCAUUUUGUCGGUGUGGCGUUGUGCUUACUCUAGGGAUUCUAGUAGCAGUUCUUGGUGUUGAAGGUAUCAACCAUGCACCCAAGAUCAUAGCACUUGAUGAUGAGCACAGAGACGUGAGAGCUUUCCAUGGUAUUAUAAAAGAGAAUGAAAAAAUAGUAGACCUUUCUCCAGAACUACAAGCUUCAGACUAUGACAGUGGACGUGAUGGAGAAAUCUGUGGAUACAAAAUUAUCAGAUCCCACAAAGGUUCACUUCCUUUCACUAUAGAAGUAACAGACAUUGAUACAGGAGCUGCAGUUAUCAAAGUUAAAGAUGGACAAACUCUUAAUUUCGAAAAAAGGAGGAAGUACAAGUUUGAAAUUGCUGCCUAUGAUUGCGGCAGUCCCGGACUGUCAUCUGAACCACAUGUUGUCCAUAUCGUGGUUGAAGAUGUGGAUGAGAUGCCUCCAGUGUGGGACACAGAAGACCUGAAGAUAAUUAAAGUCACAGAGGGACAAAUCAUCGACAACAUUAUGCAGGUGAAAGCACAUGAUGGUGAUCAGUCCCCAGAAUAUAGUUCCAUCUGUGAUUUCCAGAUCCUUACGCCUAAUGUUCCAUUUACCAUCAAUAAGCAAGGUGUUCUUAGUAAUACAGAGAAGUUGGACUAUAGCAAGCAGAACACCUACAUCCUAGAGGUGAAGGCAGAGGACUGUGGACACAAGCUGUCCGCUCCACUCAGGAUUAACAUCCAGGUAGAGGAGCUCUGCAGACCAGGAUGGACAGGUAUCCCAGAGAGAGUGGAUUACAUCCCAGGCAGUGGUGUUACCCCCCUAUUCCCCCAGACUUCACUGAACCUGUGUGGUCAGACUUGUGAGAAACAGAACGUCAAAGCCUUGCUGAGGCUGCAGACACGACACAUUGGCAAGGGGUGUGAUAGAGACACAUACUCAAUCCAGUCACAGAGAAAACUAUGUGGUGCAAGUGAUGGUGUAGUAGACCUAUUACCAUCUCCUCAAAUGAGCCCCUGGAAGGUCAGUCUCCCUUCAGAUGACGGAGAUGCUUCUGACAGGAUCUAUGCAUUUGAUGGCAAAUCAAAUUUCGAGGAGAUUCCUAACAACAAGGUUGAACAUACAUUGACUGAUAAGUUCACAAUUGCAACAUGGAUGCGACAUGAAGAUCUAAAAGAUGAUAGAUCACCACAUGGCAAAAAGGAGACAAUCCUUUGUAACUCUGACGCUGAAGCUAUGGACCGUCACCACUACUCUCUGUUUGUGCACAAGUGCCGUCUUGUUUUCCUAUUACGUAGAGAGUACACACCUGAGGAAUACAACACAUUCAAACCUGCAGAGUGGAGAUGGAACAUCCCACAGAUAUGUGAUGGUGAUUGGCAUCACUAUGCCAUCUCAGUUGAUACUCUACAGAAGGUGAAGCUUUUGGUGGAUGGUAAAGUGAUAGUUUCUCAGAAAAACAACCCAGAGAUCAUUGAUGACUGGCCACUUCACAAGACGACAAAGGUCCACAGCACCAAGCUCGUUGUAGGAGCUGCAUGGCAAGGCAAAGAGAAGCGAAUGGGCCAGUUCUUUAAUGGUUACCUGGCUGGACUUUCCAUACUUCGUGGCAAAACAGAGAGUGACAGUGUCAUCAAAUGUCUCAACAACUGCCAGGAGAAACUUGACUUCCAUGCUAUGGAUGAGAUGGAUACAGGAAUGUCUAUAAUGUUUGACAGUGAAAUGACUGAGAUUACUAUUGAAGGAAAGGAUGUAAACAAAGUACAUAACUUGAUGCGUAAAGUUGGAUACAUGAACUCUCGCCUUUUCCCAACUCCUGGAUUCAGGAACAUCAAGCUGGAGACAACUGUCUCGUGCCUAGGUGAUACCGACAUCAAGCUGACUGCUAUCGACAGCAUGGUUGUUGUACAAGAGGCCCGUAAGCCCACCAUCACAAUCAGUGGCAUCACCAGUAUUACAGAUGAGGAGCUUACCUUCCCACAUGGCAAGAGAAUCUUCAAGGACAUCAACAUUGUCAGCAGAGUGAAGGAUGAUGAGAGCGAGGAGGAGGAAGAAGACAAUGAACUUGAAACAACUGAGUUUGUAUAUGACCAACUAGAUGCUUGCAUGAUCAAGGUGGACCCUCCUUUGAAGCAGGGUGUUGAGACACUUGACUGGCCCAAGAUGCUAGUGGCUGACAAGGGAAUGUACAUCACUACAAGUGAUAAAGGCCUCACAAUCUCAGGCUCUGACAAGAUCUACAACUAUGAAGAUGUUUUGAGACUUGUCCACUAUGCUAACAUCAAGCCCAAGAACUACAACACUAAGACAUUCUCCCUGAAGUGCACAGAACAAGAUGGAAGAUUCCAGAGCAAUGAAUUCAAAGUAAAAGUGAACAUCAUUCACCAGUCGCAUGAGCCAAAUGCUGCAGAGCAUGUGAAGUCCAACUCCAUUCACCAUGAUGUGGAGAAGAAGCUAGUACCCUUCAAGAACAAGGAAUUGAAUUUGGAAAGAGCUGAGGGUGGAACACAUAAUGCAGCCACUGCUGCUGCUGGAGGCGCAAGUGCUGGGAUGACAGUGAUAAUUGUUGUCUGUGUUGGAUUCUUGGCUUUCAUGAUUAUACUUGGUGUGAUUCGCAUCCGUGCUGCCCACAAGAAGACGCAGAUAGUUAAGGUGGAAGAGAACACUGAGAUGGAGUGGGAUAAUUCUGCUCUGACUAUCACAGUUAACCCUCUAGAGGAGGGGGAAGGAUCUAGUAAUCCUUAUGAAGCAGAAGAGCUCCAGUUGAGAGGAGAUGAUAGUGACAGUGAUGAUGAUAUAAGUAGUUAUCAUGAUGAACUUGAGAGUUCCGAAGAUGAGUCAGAAAAAAUAAAGGAUAGAGAACUAGAGUGGGAUGAUUCUACAUUGUCAUUUUAAAAAUGCUCAGAGACACAUUUUACAACAACAACAACAACACACAUACAAUGUCAUGUGUUCUUUAUGAAGAUUUGUGGAAUGAAUCUAAGGUUGAAAAUAGUUCUAAAACUGACGACUUACAUCGACAAAUCAUCAACUUCGAAUAAGUUAAGAAAAAAUCUCACUAAGAAAUUGAGUUCAAGCAAAGGAAACACAAAUCAUGGAGAUUAAUUAGAAAUAUAGAUGACACUGGAUUAAUGGGAAUUCAAUGGAACUGUUACAGCUCUUAUACAUUGUGUACAUUUUCUUAUUAUAUAACAGUGUAACAGUGAGACUGAUCUUAUUUUACAAUUUUAAAUAGCCUUUGUAAAUGUAUUGAGAAUUUUUUGACCAUGUAACAUAUUUAUAUUACUAUAUACAUAAGCAUAAAAUGUUGGUUUUACAGUGUCAAUGCUAAAACACACUCGGCAUGACAUAAUAGAUGAGAAUUUUAUGGAUAAGGUAAUCCAUUAAGUAAGAAGAUUGUAAACUUACUGAUUGCACUUUCUGCAUGGAGAAUGUGCAGUGUAUUUGUAAAUAAUAGGCUGGAUCUCUAUUUAUCAUGCGCUUAUUAUUAAGUUACCACUCACAAGAAUCCAAUUUAUAUAUUAUUGAUGUAUUUUAUUUUUGUUCCAUUUAAAGGGUUGCUCCUUAAUCUGAUAGAUUGUAAAUGUAACGUUUUAAAGUCCAACAUUACCCCCAGCAUUCUAUGUAGAUGUUAACGCAUUUAUCAUGUUCAAUAGAGAGUGUAGAUUUAUUAAAGUGAAGAUCAUGGAAGACUAGAUAGGUAGUAUUUGUGUUGGAAGGAGAUGCUAAAGUUACACAAUGCCUUUCUUCAGGGAAGCGCCAGAGAGUAUUAUAGUGAAUUGUGGAACAUAGCCUCCUCUGGGGUGAAAGUGCAAUGCUCCAUGAGUCGCCACAAGUAUUAUAUCAAGUCAGAUCAGAGGAGAUCGCAGAUACAUAAUGUAUAGAAUUAAUCACCUGUAAAUUACAGUUAUCAUGGGUGGCUGUGUUUAUUUAAAACAAUCCUUUAUAAUUAUAUGAAAGUUCUACAAGAACACCAAAUAACUUACUUCCCUGUAUUUUGCACUUGAUCUUGGUGAUAGUUCCACAACUUCUCAAGAGAUUGAGACUAGUUGGGUGUGCGUAGUGUUGGAACACAUGGUCUUCUCUUAUCCAAGACAGGGUACUAAAUCUAUAUUGUUUGAAAAUUAACAGAUUGUUAUUACUUCUGUCUUAAUAUCAUCUAAUGAGAAACAAAGAAUAUCUGUGUACAGGGUGAGGCAGCAUCAGUUCAAAUGCAAAAUGCUGAGAAAUUUUAGUUAGUGUACAGUAUGUGUAUAGUAUGUAUUAACAUCACAUAAAUAUUAAAUAAAUGAAUGACUUGAAAUAUACCAAGUUGACACCUGACCUCAUUUUAAAAACUACAAACCCAAGAAAUCAUAUUUCCAGUCAGUCAUUCAAUUGUGAUGCAUCAAUUGUGAUGCAUUCAAUUGUGACGCAUUCAAUUGUGACACAUUCAAUUGUUUCUUAUUGUGUAUACUGAAGAAUUGUUCAUCUUGUUAAUAUUUAAUUAGACAUUCCAACAUGGCUUGCUGUUUCUUUAUUUUUUAUUUAUGUGCAGUAAAAUAUUUCCUAUCACCACAGCUAGGUUAGAUAAAUUAAAGCAAGUUUGCCAAAUUUGCAAUGUGCUGGUCUUUCCUCAAUUCUUGCUACAUAGACAGCAUUGUUCAUUAAGAAAGGAGUUCUUCAUUGUAGCUUAGAUUUGAUGCAGGACUACUGUAUGCCAGUUCCUCUUAAAGAAAAUAUGAAGGACUUAUGAACAAUACAAGGAUUUGAGUCUAUUCAAAUAUUGGCAAAAGAGAUAAUAAGUGUCGAUAGUACAAUGACCUAGAUUGAUGCACAUUGUGUAUAUUUUUUGUAUUUACUUCUUGGAAUGUCUGAUUACAUUACUCGAUGGCAACAUGUUAUGGUAAAAAAUAGAAAACAUUUUUGGACAUCCUUUCAAGUCGAUAACUUCAGAAGUAUUUGCGAAUUGACUGUAUUCAUGCACACAUUACAUGCAUUCAUACAUAAAUCAAUGUUCAACAGUGAAAUCCAUUUUGAUUCGUUAAAUUGUUUUAAAUUAUAAAAUAUCAUACGAGGCAGAUGGCAGGUUAAAAAUGUACAGGAAUUAAAUAGAACAAUAUUUGAACAACAUAAGUUUAUAUAGCAUUAAGACAUGCAAAUUCUUUAUUGGUAGAUACUCUAUUGCGGAGAUCUACCUUUUCGUCAAUAUGAAUUGUAAUUGUCUUCCUGAAUAAAGUCACAUCUUUUUGUCCAAA
Messenger RNA from Owenia fusiformis, 5360 nucleotides. The record is from the annotation of a GenBank genome assembly. NCBI's taxonomy places the organism in Eukaryota, Metazoa, Annelida, Polychaeta, Sabellida, Oweniidae.